ACUCCUUCUUUUGCCAUGCUUCUUCGCCUCACAGGCGGUCUCUGGCCCAUACUUCCCGCAGUCUUGCACCUGAUCGGACUUGUCCAAAGUGUCUCUGCUGCAGGAACUUGUCGCUCGCAGCCUGGUGAUGCGGACUUUCCGACUGUAGAAGAAUGGUCUGCACUGAAUGUUUCGGUCAAUGGGCGACUGAUCUCUGUGACGCCAUCUGCUAAAUUUUGCGAAGAUCUUCCGUGUACCGACGCGGAAUGGUCGAGCUCUGUGUUUAGGGCAACGAUUCCGGGAGCGAUGGAUUGUUAUAACUGGGAGCAGGAUUAUAGCGGUAAUUCCACUUGUCUCGAGGGCGCGUCCGUGUGUGGCCAAGGGGAUGUCCCGCUCUAUGCGAUCAACGCAACCUUUGCCUCGGAUGUGCAAGCUGGAGUCAAUUUUGCGUCCACCAACAACCUGCGCUUGUCCAUCAAAUCCUCUGGACAUGACCUCCUGGGACGCUCUACGGCCAAAAACUCACUACUCAUCUGGACGCGCUAUCUUGCGAACGCCACAUUCUCCGAAUCAUUCGAACUGAACGGGACUUCGGUGGGAAGCGCCGUGACUGUCGGUCCAGGAGUAGCCCUGAAUGCCGCCUAUCUUGCAGCGAAGGCGCAGGGGAAGAUAAUUGUGGGUGGGACUGCAGCUAGUGUAGCGCCGUCAGGGGGAUUCGUCCAAGGAGCAGGUCAUUCUGCAUUUUCGCCCCUGUUCGGGUUGGCCGCAGAUGUGGCGCUUCAAUUCAAGGUCGUCAUCGCAAACGGUAGCCUCUUGACCGUGGAUGCCACGAAUUACCCUGAUUUGUUUUGGGCAAUGCGUGGUGGCGGUGGUGGCAGUUGGGGUGUCAUCAUCGAGACGACUUUUCAGACAUUCGACACAUUCAACGUUUCCAAGCACACCGUCGGUAUAAUUGCGCCAACCAAUGACUCGACCGGAGCCCUCAUGACGAUUCAUGCCAAUCACAUCUUCGACUGGGACAGCGUUAACGCCGGGCAGUAUGCCUACGUCUAUCCACCGUCUAUUCCUACCAAUGGCCUAGUCGCAAAUCCUGCAUAUGGGACCUCCAGCAACGGAUUGGGUCUCCUGACGUACUUCGCGAAUCAGACGGAGGAUCAAGCCCUUGCUUUAAUGAAACCACUGUUGGACGAUGUUAGGGCGCAAGGAUUCGAAGUGGUGAACGAAACGGUGGUAGUCGAGUUGGCCAACGAUGCGGUGUAUGCGGCGGAUAACGCUGCUGGUGUCUCAACCAUAAUGGGAUCCCGAUUUUUCUCUUCGGAUGCGUACAAGACCAACGCGGCCGGUAUAGGAGCAGCCUACCAGCAGCUGAUCGAACAGGGUGCCACACAAAUCGGUGGUAACCUCGUCGCCGGUGGCAAGGUCUCCGACCCAAGCGUCUCAAACGCAGUUACACCGAAGUGGCGAGCCGCUAAAUCUCACAUCCUCACAACUCUCGGUUGGGCUGAUUCAGCGACGCCGGCUGAAAUCGAAGCCGUGAAGAACCAGCUCACUAACACGCUUGUUCCCAUAUUGGACAAGGCUACCACCGAGGACGACGCAGGCUCCUAUAUGAGCGAAGGUGAUGUCCGUGAACCGAACUUCCAAACCACAUUCUAUGGGGGCAAUUACGCGAAGUUAAAAACCAUCAAAGCGAUCUACGAUCCAAAUGAGCUGUUUAUCGUUGGUGCUGGGGUGGCAAGUGAGAACUGGGACGAGGACGGGCUGUGUCGUCUUUGACGAAUUCCGUCUCAAAGCUACCUUCCGCACAACCUAUUCGUAUUAUUUAUACAUCGGACC
Stereum hirsutum FP-91666 SS1 is the source of this 1815-nucleotide messenger RNA. RefSeq names its product FAD-binding domain-containing protein. Bases 16 to 1755 code for a protein of 579 amino acids. NCBI's taxonomy places the organism in Eukaryota, Fungi, Basidiomycota, Agaricomycetes, Russulales, Stereaceae. The transcript is spliced from 9 exons. Gene Ontology annotation, molecular function: FAD binding; oxidoreductase activity. The record is from RefSeq and is a predicted model, not a curated record.